Prorocentrum cordatum is the source of this 4668-nucleotide messenger RNA. Lineage: Eukaryota; Dinophyceae; Prorocentrales; Prorocentraceae. The record is from the annotation of a GenBank genome assembly.
GCGGAGGCGGUGGAGCUGAUCAGAGAGCUGGGUUUGCCCUGCAGCCCGGCCUGGUCGAUGGACGAGCUGAGUCACACCAUCCAGGAGGCCCUCUUCCCGAGGGACGAGAGCGCCUCUCAGAAGACACUGAAGGGGAUCAGUACCAUGAAGAAGCAGGAGCUGGUCCAGAAGGCAGAGGAGGUCGGAGCCCACCUCACGCCGAACAUGACGAAUGCAGCGAUGAAGCUCGAGAUCCGCAGCGCCGUGCUGAUGAAGACGAAGCCCGAGCCAACGGACUUCAUGGGUUUCGGCAAGCACGGGGCCCUGACGUACCAGCAGGUCAGGAUCCAGUACCCAUCCUACGCCGAGUGGGCCCAGAAGGAGGCCAGCACCGAGAGCAGCUGGGAGCUCACUCGGUUUGCCUCGUGGCUCAACGAGAUGAAGGCAGUCCAGGAGAUGACCAAGGGCCCGGUGGAAGCUCCAGCGGAGCAUACCAGGGCACGAGGGGGCGCGAGGUCAUCCCGUCGGCGCACAAUGGACGUGAUGAUGGAGGACGAGCUCGACGAGGAGACGUUGCGAUCGGCCCCCGAGGAGGAGCUGACAGCCAACCGCCAAGUACAGAAGGAGAUGCUGACGGCUCUGGGCCAGCUCAACCAGAGGCUGGAGCGCCUCGAGGCGCCGAGGGCUCCGAGUUCCGCGGACAGUUUUUAUCGCAGUGGAGCACAGUCAGAGUGGUCCGGCCGGGGUCUGAACUAUGUCAAGGAGCUCGACCCCGGGAAGCAGCGAUGGCUCGCAAAGUGCAUCAGGGAGAGCAACAGCACCGAGGACUUCGAGGCGCUGAUGGCACAUGGGGGGGUCAAGCUCAUGGAGCUGGCCUGCAGCCCCGCAUCCAUCCUGAGCACGAAGAUGGCCGAGAAAUUUGGCGAGGAGACCGUGCAACGGGUCAGCUCGUGGAACGGCCACAAGCUCGGGACGGCCCAGGGUAACCAGAAGGCCCGGGAGACCCGGGACAAGGCCGAGCCCGACCACCUCUGGAUCAGCACUCGGUGUGGUCCCCUGUCCACGCCGCUGACACUCGGUUUCAACGCCUCCAACCCGGCCAGGGCAGAGAUGACCAGGAAACGACGGCUCCAAGCGAUCAAGGAGUACAAGGGUGCGGUGCAAUUGGUGUACGACCAGGUCGCCCAGGGAAGGCACGCCCACUGGGAGUGGCCCAUCAACUGCGAAGGAUGGGGCCACGCCAUGAUUCGCCAGAUGAUCGAGGACUGCUCAAUGACCGUGGUGAAGGUGGCCGGGUGCCAGCUCGGGGUCAAGAAUGAGAAGGGUCACAGGCAUGGUGAGCUCAUGGGCGGGGGCCUCACGGCCUCGACAAGCUACUACACGGACGAGUUCGCCCAGAGGGCCGUGCAGGCCAUGAUCGAGGAGGCCGCGCCAGACUACCACGAGUUCUUGAGGAGCAUGUCUACGGAGAAUGAGACCAACGGGCACGCCUUCGCGGGGCAACAGGAGUCGAACUCACCCGCCGAGGACCCUGGCUCCAAGGAGUACCAGAAGAUCAUGCAGUGGCUCACGUCUGUGCACCGAGGGUCCGGUCACAGCUCCAAGGCGUCCAUGCUGAAUGCGCUGAAGAGGAAGGGGGUGAGCCCCAGGGUGAUGAGGGUGGCCCAGGACUUCCACUGCGAGGCGUGCGAGGAGGCGAACAACCAUCGCCCGACGCAACCGCCCGUCAGUCUCGAGGUCAUACCCCCGAAGUGGAAGCAGAUCCAGGCGGACCAGUUCGAGUGGGAGCACCCCCGGACGAAGCUGAAGGCCAAGUUUUCGCUGAUCAUUGACGAGAACUGCAAGGUCCGGGUCACUAAGCUGUUAUACCACAUGGUGGGUCAGGACCGCCACAGGACUCCCUUCUGGGCAGACCUCAAGAGCUUCUACGAGGAAAGGUGGCUACCGUACUUCGGGAAGCCGCAGCGCGUGAAGGUGGACCCCGAGGGUUCCUGGAUGUCCAAGCAGGCCGCCCAGUAUUUUGACUCAGACUCCAUCGGAUACGAACCGAUCCCCGGCCAGGCUCACUGGCACAUUUCCCUCGCGGAAGAGGCGAUCCAGGCAACCAAGGGGACGAUGGACAAGAUCGUGACUGAGAACCCGGACAUGUCCACCGAAGAGGCCCUGGCCCGCGCCACAGCCGCCGGGAACUCCCGGGAGGACGUACGAGGCCAUUCCCCCUUGCAGCACGCGCUGCGAAGGGCCCCUGACCUGGACGGCCAUUUCUUCGAGAGCGACUUCGACGAGCUGCCCUACGUCGAGGCCCAGCGGGUAGACAAGGAGUACGGCGAGAACUACAUGAGGAUGUACACGGCCGAGCAGGAGUACCUGAGGCAGGUAUACCUGCGUCGCCUGAGUAGUGCAGAGAAUGCCAAGAACCAGUCGCUCAAGGCCGUGGCGCCUGGCAUGUGGGUGCGCUAUUUCCGCAAGGAGAAAGGCGAGGUCAAAGGCCGAUUCAAAAGGCUCGCGCGGGUGCUCGCGGCGGAGACGAGCCGGCCCGUGGACGGUGACCUUGGAGCAAACCAGACAUUGCAUCCAGGUCGUGCGGGACCUGUGGUCUGGUUGGUCCGGGCAGGACGCAUCAUCAAGGUGGAUUUGUGCCAGAUCCGAGCUGCAUCCGCGCGGGAGAUCGCCUACGCUGAGCUCAUGGCGGGCAAGGACACGCCCUGGACCGUGAACACAUUCAUGAAUCAGGCGAUGCGGCAGGAGUACCUGGACUUCUCGGGACACGACCCCACGGAGCAGGCCCGCCACGAGGAGCCGCCAAGUGAGACCAAGUCCGAGCGCAACCAGAUCCCUGUGCGCAGGGCGAUUCGGAAGAAGGCACCACCGCCAGGAGGAGUGGCCAACAUCGUGAAGGCAGCCUGGGCUGCGCAGGCAGAGGAUAUCAUGAUGGAAAGGGCUGCCCUCAUGGCCAAGGCAUCCCCGGAUGCACGAUCCUUCUGGGCACGGCAGGGGACAUCCCUGGAGGUCUCGGUCGAGCUGCCCCUGGCAGGAAAGCCCCUGAAGCAGGCCACGAGACACAUGAGCACCUACAUGGCAGGCCAACUGAAAAGAGGGAAGCGAGAGAUCUCAGAGCGGACCCUCACCCUGGAGGAGGUGAAGAAGUUCAGCGUCGCCAAGGCCACCGAGGAUGUAAUGCGCAUGCGGUGGAUCCUGGAGUGGAAGAUGGACGAGACUACGAGUGAGAAGAAACCUAAGGCCCGGAUCGUGGUCUUGGGUUACAUGGAUCCUGAAUACGAGCACCGGCCGACGACCGCCCCAACCAUGACCAGGACCUCCCGGCACCUGGUGCUGCAGGCUAUGGCGUGGCUCGGGUUCAAGGGUUACAAGGCCGACGUGACAGGAGCGUUUACCCAGAACCGGGAGAUCAAGCACGACCUGUUCGUGAUGCCCGUGAAGGAGCUGGCCGUCGCCCUGGGGAUGCCCGAAGGGGUUGCGAUGCGACUGCGGAAGGCAGUCUAUGGGCUCGUGGAGGCAGCCAUCGAGUGGUUCAUGACGGUGAGCGAGGCCCUGGAGGAGUUCGGCUGGACGCAGAUGAAGAUGGACCCAUGCGUUUGGGUACUCUACGGCCAAUCCCACGGCCAGGACACCAGCUUCACGAAGGAGGCCCUAGGUCAAUUCACCGGGUCCGAGGUAAUGGGCGAGCUGAUCGCGGCGAAGGGUGACCUGGACAUUGUGGCUAUCGCAGGGUCCCACGUGGAUGACUUCCUGCUCGGAGGGAAGGAGACGGACCCCAGGUGGGUCGAAGCCCGGAAGAAGAUCGAAGAGCGAUUCAAGUGGAAGGCAUGGGAGACCGACGAGUUCGUGCAGACUGGUGUCCGUAUCAGGCAGCUGCCAGAUGUGAGCUUCAAGAUGGACCAAAGUGAGUACGUCAAGACCAUCGAGAAGGCAGUCGUGAGCCCGGAGCGAAAGAAGAACAAGGAUGCCCCGACCACCGACAAGGAGAAGGGGCAGCUGAGGGCAAUCCUGGGCGCCAUCGGCUGGCGCUCCGAGCAGUCAGGCCCCAUGCACUCGGCGGACACAAGCCUAUUGCUAAGCACGAUACCGUCCUCCACCGUGCAGACCCUCCUGGACACGAACCGCCUGGUGGACAGGGUGAGGGAGGGAGCAGACCUCCCCGUGGUCAUCCACAGCCAUUCCAGCGCGCAGGUGAUCGUUCCCAUCGAGUGGUCAGAUUCCUCGGAAGCGAACCGCCCCGACGGAAAAUCCACCAAGGGACUUGUCACAGGGAUGGCCCCACUACGCAUCCUGCAGGGAGAUGAGUCAGACGUGAGCAUGAUAUCAUGGAAGUCAGGGAAGAUUGACCGAGGGUGCCGGAGUUCAGUAUCAUGUGAGACCCGAUCAGCUGUGGACGGUGAGGACGAACUGUUCGGGGUCAAGCUCCAGUGGUUGGAGAUACUCGUGGUGGACUCCAAGGGUCUCUACGACAAGCUGCAGACCACGGUGUACACAUUCCGCGGCAAGGAAAAGAGGACUGACGUGGAGGCCAUGACCUUAAAGGAGGGAUCGACGGCGUCCAACAACUGGGUGCUGUGGGUACACGGAGAUGCUCAGCUGGCGAACUCUUUGACGAAGGGGUUUGAGCCCGGACAGCUGAGGAUGUACUACAACAGUGGCCACAGGUGGAAGCUGGUCUACGACGCCUAG